Labrus mixtus (cuckoo wrasse) is the source of this 4957-nucleotide messenger RNA. RefSeq names its product piggyBac transposable element-derived protein 4-like. NCBI's taxonomy places the organism in Eukaryota, Metazoa, Chordata, Actinopteri, Labriformes, Labridae. The record is from RefSeq and is a predicted model, not a curated record. The transcript has 2 exons. The coding region runs from base 24 to 2120 and encodes 698 amino acids.
GUUAUUCCACUCAGAUAUCAGAAAUGUUUCUAUCAGAGUCCGAGGAUGAAAUAGAACAGCUUGAAUGGGAUUCGGACUCUGAUAGCGAUGUCAGCGACUGCGGUCUGGAUGAGGACUACAUCCCCAGGGGGCUGGGACGAGGAGCUCACCAGGGAGACUCCACUGAUGAGGGAACUUCCGAUGAGGAGUUGGAUAGUACCCCUGCAAAGAGAAGAGCACGUGGAAGCUCUGCUUCUCAUUCUCCAGCGUCAUCGCCACUGAAGACCCCAUCUAAGAAGUGCACAAAGAGCCCACUCAGCAAGAAGGUCCACCAUGCUUCAACACCCAAAAAAAACACUGGCUCCCCAAAAAAUGGCAAGGCAUUCUCCACUCCCCGCAGGAGAAAUCUAAGUGGGAAGAGAGAACUUACAAAACAAGGAGAAGGUGAAGUGGAUGAUGGAGACCGGUGGCAUGACAUUGAUGAAGAAGACGUCGAGCCUCCGCAGCCAAAGUUCAGACCUGAGAGGGACGUUGGGCCGCAGCUGAACAGAACCUCCAAUUACACUCCACUCGACCUGUUCCAGCUGUUCUUCUCAAAGAAAGUGAUCGAAACGUUGGUGAGAAACACCAAUAUCUACGGGAAGAAGAAACACCAAGGUGACAAGAAAGGCUGGGUGCCAGUCACAGCUGCAGACAUGUACUCCUUCCUCAGCCUUGUCCUCUACAUGGGUAUCGUACCACUUAAAGCCAUGACAGAUUACUGGAGAGGGUCUGAGCUGUUCAGUUUGCCAUUCCCUGCUUCUAUAAUGCCCAGAAUACGCUUCACAACCAUCCUUGGCAGUCUGCACAUGAACGAUCCUGCGGUUGAAGCGGCCAAUGACAAGAAGAGAGGGACAUCAGAGUAUGACCGAUUAUGCAAGAUUAAGCCCUUAUAUGAGCAGAUUUUGGAGGCCUGCUACACUUUUUUUCAUCCCCACCAGCAUAUCUCCAUUGAUGAGCGGAUGGUGGCGACCAAAGGUAAGAUCGCAUUGAAGCAGUACAUUAGAAACAAGCCCACUAAAUGGGGGUUUAAGCUUUUUGUUUUUGCAGACUCAGAGUGUGGCUACACGCUGAACUUUUAUGUGUACGCAGGAAAAGAGGGUGAACCCUCAGGGAAGGGAAGCAGCUAUGAUACUGUCAUGAGGCUGCUGAACAUCCCCUUUCUGGGCAAAGGCUACAAGCUCUAUGUGGACAACUUUUACACCAGUCCAAGACUCUUCAGUGACCUCCUACAGAAAAGUGUCUUUGCGUGCGGUACUCUUCGCUCCAAUGUGGCUGGUUAUCCCAAAAAGAUAAAAAAUGACAUCCCAGAUAGAGCACCAAGGGGAACCAUCCGCUGGAUCAGAAAAGGAAAGCUGCUGUUUGUGAAGUGGUCGGACACCCGAGAGGUAACAAUGUGUACCACUUUACACAAAGCAUACAGCAAUGACAUGGCAAAACGCAAUACCAAAGGCGCAGAUGGACAGUGGCAGGUGAAGCAAGUGCCCAUUCCAGGAUGCAUCAAAGAUUACAACAAGUACAUGGGCGGUGUUGACCUCUCGGACGCUCUCAUUGGCUAUUACAACGUCCUCCAGAAAACCACAAAAUGGUACAAAAAGUUUUUUUAUCAUUUUGUGGACAUCGCCACUGUCAACGCCUUCAUCAUCCACAAGGAAAUGUGCAAGCUGCAGAAACAGCCAGUGCUAAAACAGAAACAGUUCAGGGAACAGCUGAUUCUGUCUCUGGCAGACAUCGGGUCCUCUCCAAACCGCUCAGGUCCACAAAACCUUAUAUGGCCUCCCUUCCCUCUCAAAGGGCCCCUUAAGUCCCAGAAACCUCCUUCCUCUGCAUCCAGAGAACCCGGCCCCUCAACCUCUCCUUCCGAAGAGGAUCCCGCUGCUGGGGCCUCUCGCCCCCUGCAUAAAGGUCACCUGCCGGCUUACUUUGUAGAAAGCGUGAAGAACUUGUCGUCAAGAGAUCGGGCCACUGCAGGCAGAAGGGCGUGUGUGUUGUGCAAGAUGAAGUCGCCGAUCUAUUGCAGGACUUGUCUUAAAACUCUGUGUUUAACCACCACGAGGAACUGCUUCAGUGAGUGGCAUAGCAGCAACGGUAUCUGUGUCUAAGUGACUUGACUUCCCAGUGUGUAAUCUGUGACACUGCUCUUUGAUGUCGGAGGUGAGUGAACUCAUUUGUUCACUCAGUUGGUGUAUCAUCCUUCUUAAGUGAGUUCCUUUUGGUCACCUGGGGUGAACAAAUGUGCUUCCUUUUGAUUCCCUUUUCCAAACUUUAGAAAACAAAAGUUGCUAAACAAAUGAUUACACUGAGUAUUUGACAAACUUUUUUUGGAUGUGUUGGAGUGUUAAGAGCGAUUUUUCAGACCAAGUACAAGUCGGCUAUUGAAACAGUUUUGGCAGAUGGCUGUUCAACAUGAGUCUGGUUCUGCUCGAGGUUUCAGCCUCUGAAAGGACGUUUUUCCUUGCCACUGUAACGUUGGGAAUCAUUGCUCAGUGCUGUGCUCUUUACUUUACUCUUAGAUAUAUUAUUUACAAAGAGCCAACAUCAAUCCACCAUGAGCACAACACUAAGCAACAUUUAGCAAAUUUACUUUUUGACAUGUAAAAGCUUCCUUUUAAGAGGCAGAAACCUCGAGCAGGACCAGACUCAUGUUUGAACAGACAUCUGCUGCGACUGGGUUGGGCUUGAGAGGUGAUUUAGAGAGAGAUGCAGAGAGAAAGAGAUGGAUUGAGAGAGAAAAGAAAAUAGCAGCAACAACAACAUUAACAAUGUUAUUAUUGAAAUGAUUUUAAAAGAAUGUUUGAUUCUCAUCAGGUGUUCCUUACUUUGAACUGUGAAAAUGUCAGCAACAGAUCCAGUUGCAUCGUGCUGUGUUAUUUACUUUGUUACAAACAUAACACUUCUACACAUUUCACUUUUUAUGUAACCUGUUACACGUUCAGUGGAUUUCAGUACCACACAACAUGCAACAAGCACAACACUUGAAAUGAUACGUUGUCUAAUGUUGCGGUGCAUAAAAGGAGCAAUUAUUAAAGGAGCAGUGAUUGACUAAUCUUGAAAAAGUCAGCAAACACAUGCACAUCACUGAUUUAGGUGCUCAAAAAAUCACUAGAGUGACUCCUAAUCCUGACAAUUUAGUAGUGCAGAAUAUGCAGUCUUCUCGACUUUUGUCAUCCUUGUUUUUGUAAGAAAAAUAAUAUCUUCAAACUGCAGACAUGGCUCCUACUUUGCUACCUGCUCAAAAACCGAGAGGCCACCAUUAUGGUCUGUUUGAGAUUUAAAUAUUCUCAGCCUGCUAGCUUCUUCAUUACUCUGUGCACAACGAUGCAGAGAGAAACCACAAAUGAAAAGACGGUCAGGUAACAGCAGUGGUGCUCCUAUAGAGAGUAGAUGACCUUAAUAACCUGUAGGUAGUGAACUCAAAGCGUAUGUAUAUACUUCUAGAGGAAUGUUGGUUUCUUUACAGGCAGACAUAACUGUUAAUGUCCCAAAAGGCCUCAUAACUGUUCCAGUCAUUAGUCAUCUCAAAGUGUCUCUUAAACUCUUCAUAAAGAACAUCCAAGAACUUAAUGGCAUUGUAAAGUGUCUUACAGACCAGUUAGCAGCAUAUUACUGCCUUGAUUAAUCUGAGAAGGAGCCCGGCUGCAGCUCAGCUCAGGAGCUCUUAUGACUUCUAAAAACUGGACUAUCAUAACACCAAAAAAAAAAAGGCAUUCAGCAUCAUAAAACAUGUAUCUCUAGCUACCUCUACCUGGGAAACUGCAGUAAAAAGGAACACCUCAAGUCAGCUUUUCAUGAAACCUGAGAUGACCUUACGCCUACAGAUCCAGUGAUUAAAUUGACCCAUUUGCCUUUCAUGAAUUACAGCUACUCCUCGGAUCAAACUUGAAUUUCACAAAUGAUGCAAAAGACUGUUUCACACAGCUAAGUAUAUCUACAUGUGUACGGUUUUGAUAUCACUUGAAACAUAAUGUUUACAUGAAACGUCAGUGUUCCUGGUAAUUCAGCUCCUUGGUCCUGUCAGUAUGCUGGCUUUUGCACUGCGUGGUUGGUGCAUGCAUUAUGCUCGACUCGCAGCUAAUCUUUGACAUUUUUAAUUACUGUACCUCAGCAGUCGAGGAUUAACCCACUUUGGUUUCUGCUUGGAUUUUGAAAUGCUCAGCUGGAUUUGGCUUCCCUUUAAUUUGUCUUGGAGAAAAACUCCAGUGAUGUGGUUCAGGCAGAGGAUGAACCAGCACAGUCAGCUAUGACAGCAUUCCAGCACGCCUUCUGUUUUUUUGAUACAUCUACACGGUUCAUGAAUGCACUUUUUAGAUUACAGUCAACCUGUUUCGUUUUACUCUCUGCAUAGAGAUUUCAACGCACAAUUGACUGAUCAGAAAGGCUGGAUUGUCUUUUGGUAGAAGCAUGACACACGUGGUCAUGUCCAAAACCCAAACUUUCUCACAAAGAAGAGAACAACUUGGCACUACAUUUUUGACUUAGUGGACACACUACUGAAGUAUCAACACUUUGUCAUGGACCUAUUUUCUCUCUGAAGAUCUUGAGAGUUUUAUCAAACGAUUUGAAAGCAGUGACCUCAUAGUCUCAUUCUCUUGUCUUUGUAGCUUUACAAGUUUUUAUACAAAAAAAAACAAAAAACUGAUGUGACUGUCUGAGAGAGAAGUACAACAACUUGGCACUUCUGUUCAGACUUUAUGAACUCUACUGUAGCACGUCUCAACAUUGUGGUAUGGACCUUUAUACCUCUUAUUAAACUAAUUCCAUCUGCAAAUGUUCUAGGAGUUGUUUCCAAUUGUUGUAAACUAACAUGUUUCUUUUUUUGUUUCUAAUACACCUUUUUAUACGAAUGUAUCCAGAAUGUAUUUGUAUGCGGAGCAGGAAAUAGUGUAUUCUUUUCUGUGUUUUUCAAAAUAAAAUACUUGUUUUUGAAAAGCAACUGGCU